AUCCUCAGUCGACAGCUCUGUCCUUGCUUACUGCCUGAGACCGAAGCUAGCUCUCUUGAUUGAUUAUGCUUGCUUUUUCCCCGAAAAGACGGAUGAAGGCCCUUUCCAGCUCGCUCUGUCAGGCCUUUAGCAAGACACCAGUACGAUGAUUGUGAAGAAGACGACACAGCAUCCUCUGAAGAAGAUGGUCCUGCCACCAGUACAAUGAUUGAGGGCUCUAAGCGCCUGCAUUAAUGCAAAAAUAUUAGUUUGAAAAAGUCUGUUGUAAAGGAAUUCGAUGCUUUUGCUAUUUCUCAUAUCUAUUGAAAGAUAAAAACAAGUCUGAUUUAGUUGUUAUGAUGAUGAUGAACAACAACCGAAACACUCUGAAGUGGGAAUGAGAUAUCACCCUUCGUUUACCGGAAAUUUGUUAACAUCUUUCAUACUCCAUACUCCCAUCUCAGUCCUCUUCCUCAUCUAAGCAGCUACUUGGCGCUCUCUCUCUCUCUGUCUCUCCCUGUACAUACAUAUAUAUAUAUAUAUACACAUAAUACAUACCAUUCUUCCUUGAUCUUCCGAUAUAGCAUCAGAAUCCAGUCAAUAAUGGACGACGGCAGCCUGGCCGAGGAGCAGUACUCGACGGCGAAGACGUCGGUGUGGUGGGACAUCGAGAACUGUCAGGUCCCCAGAGGGUGCGAUGCUCACGCGAUUGCCCAGAACAUAAGCUCCGCCCUCUUCAACCGCAAUUACAAAGGCCGGGUAUCCAUCUCUGCCUAUGGAGACACCAACGGUAUUCCUUCCUCUGUCCAGCAAGCUCUCUCUAGUACCGGAAUCGCCCUUCAUCACGUCCCUGCAGGUGUUAAAGAUGCAAGCGACAAGAAGAUUCUGGUGGACAUGUUAUUAUGGUCCGUGGACAAUCCGGCACCUGCUAACUAUCUACUGAUUUCCGGAGACCGGGACUUCUCCAAUGCGCUUCAUCAGUUAAGCAUGAGACGAUAUAACAUCCUUCUAGCACAACCCCAGCAAGCAUCAGCACCGUUAAUCGCAGCUGCAAAGAGCGUAUGGCUCUGGAUCAGUCUCUCUGCUGGGGGAUCACCGUCACCUGGUGCUCAUGCUAGAGGAGUUCAAAGCCCCCCAAACUUUCAGCAGCAAAGUUCUCGCCCAAAGCAGACAUCUGCUAGUGAAUCCACGAAGGGCAAGAACGAAGGUAAAGGUGUAGAAGAUGGAAGUAAGAACCAUGUUGCUCAUGCUAGCAGAGUUCAAUUUCAGCAGCAAAGUUCAAACCCAAAGCGGACAUCUGCUAGUGGAUCCACGAAGGCCAAGAACAAAGUUACGGGUGUAAAAGUUGGAAGUAAGAGCCACAACAUACCGCAGAGCAACCAUGAUGGAUCAAGCAAAAACAACCAUAAUGAAAACCAUCGUAAAGGUCUGCAUCAUGGUGGAAAUACUAGAGGCGAUGAGCAAAGUUCAAACCCAAAGCGGACAUCUGCUAGUGGAUCUACGAAGGACAAGAACAAAGGUAAAGGUGUAAAAGAUGGAAGUAAGAACCACAACAGACCGCAGAGGAACCAUGAUGGAUCAAGCAAAAAAAAACCAUAAUGAAAGCCGUCGUAAAGGUCUGCGUCAAGAUGGAAAUACUAAAGGCAGUAAGCCAGCUCGAAGGAAUCAAUGAGAUAUCAGCGGGUGCCGAGAAAGGGACACUAACAGUCGAUGGUGAGGUCGACCCUGUGUUGAUCAUCAAGCAGCUCAGUAAGAUCAAGAAGGCCUCCAAUAUCGACAGUGUGGGGCCAGAGAAGCCUCCUGAGAAAAAACCGGAGCCUAUUAAAGUUUGCGAUCUGCCUCCUUGCGGCAAUUCAUGUCAGCUUGUUGCCGUGCCUGUAUAUAAUGACUCUGGAUAUGGAAGGUGUUCCGUACUUUGAUCCGGUUUGUGGAACUAGGGCAACAUCUUUCUUAUUAGAGAGAUUUCUCUUCAAAAAAUGGUUCUAUGAUUCAGAAUUACUUCGGAUUCUUGCGUGUGUUUGAUAAUUAUAUAUGUACUUCAAGAGUGUCGUAUUUUGUUUGAUUCAAGCAUGUAGGGAUAUAUUGAAGGGAGAAUUUGCUAUCUUCCCAGUUCUUAUUGAUAUCUACUAAUUUUUAAUUA
Messenger RNA from Punica granatum (pomegranate), 2119 nucleotides. The record is from RefSeq and is a predicted model, not a curated record. NCBI's taxonomy places the organism in Eukaryota, Viridiplantae, Streptophyta, Magnoliopsida, Myrtales, Lythraceae.